AUGAAUACUACCAAUUAUACAACUAAUAACGGUGAUGAAUUCUCGCAUAAACUCGUCUUUAUCCAAGGAUUGGUUUACAUUCCAAUUCUAUGUACUGGAAUUGUCAAUAAUCUUUUCACUAUCAUAGUCAUGCUGUCAAAUCGAGAAAUGUAUACAGUUACCAAUUGUUAUCUCCUCAAUUUAGCUAUCAGUGAUACUUUACCAUUAAUUAUCAGUUUACCAUUUGAAAUUACGUUUUUGCGCAUCAAACUUCCAUGGAACGAGAUCGGUUGUAAACUUCGGAGCCUACUCGCUGAAACAUCGACGAAUGCAUCGAUUCUAACGAUCAGCGCGUUUACUAUUGAACGUUAUUUAGCAGUUUGUCGUCCGUUACAUACAUCUUAUCAUUCAACUACACGACGUGCUAUUAAAAUCGAAUUUCUGAUUUGGUUCAUUGCCGUAACGUCUUCUAUUCCAUACUUUCAUUUCAUUGAACGAGCCGAUAACGAUUGUGUUUUUAAUACCGACUUGCGCUCUUCGAUUCAAAUAUGUUUUCAUAUAUCUGCGAUAGUAUUCUUCGUCUUGCCCGCAUUCAUUCUCUGUUUCUUGUAUGCAUUGAUGGCACAACGCCUGUAUUCAGUUGGUUUAAUUAAUCGAAUUCGAUGGUCAAAAUCCAGCGGAACGGAAUCUUGUUCGUCGCCGAGAUGUUUACAAAAGAUUGAGUGUGACAAUGUGAAUUCCAAAUGUCAACGACACUCGUCAACGUCUUCAAUACUAAUUCGACAUUCGUCGAUUCUGCGCUCUAACAAAAGUUCUCUUCCUGGCUCAAUUAAUCCAACUCCAUCAAUGAAAAUCUCGGCAUUUAAAAUGCUUUUUGCGGUUGUUAUUGCUUUUAUCAUCUGUUAUGCGCCAUUUCAUGUUCAACGAUUAAUUACAAGUAGUUUAGAUGACAAUCAUCUUACUACCAUUCAGCAACGUGCCAUUACUAUUUUUUUCUCUAUAAGUGGAAUUCUCUAUUUUCUUGGUGCAUCUAUUAAUCCGAUCUUCUAUCAUUUGUACUCUCGACGAUAUCGGCAAGCAUGUCGACGUACAAUAAGACGAAUUCUACACUGCCAACAACAGUAUCAUCAUCAUCGUCAUCAUUAUCAUCACCAUCGUAAUCAUUCUUUUCGUCAGAUUCAGUAUCGCAAGACUGAACAAUUGCAACCUUUUACACGCCUCGUUGCCUGUGCAAAUAGUGAUUCAAUCGUUUUGCCAAAAAUUGCAGCCAUCGAUCGAUUGGCACCUAAAUAUCGAAGUAGUUGCGAUCUAAGCAUCAAAACACAGCAUCGAUGGAGUUGUUCAUUGCCAGACUUAAAUAUAAACCCGGUGAAUUCAUAA
Adineta ricciae is the source of this 1359-nucleotide messenger RNA. The record is from the annotation of a GenBank genome assembly. NCBI's taxonomy places the organism in Eukaryota, Metazoa, Rotifera, Eurotatoria, Adinetida, Adinetidae.